This is a messenger RNA of Cyprinodon tularosa, 1051 nucleotides long. It is a transcript of the gene ino80e, whose product is annotated as INO80 complex subunit E. Lineage: Eukaryota; Metazoa; Chordata; Actinopteri; Cyprinodontiformes; Cyprinodontidae. The transcript has 8 exons. The coding region runs from base 68 to 811 and encodes 247 amino acids. Gene Ontology annotation, biological process: chromatin remodeling. Gene Ontology annotation, cellular component: nucleus; Ino80 complex. The record is from RefSeq and is a predicted model, not a curated record.
AGUACUGAGCUGGGAGGGAACUACGCAGCCGGAAAUGCUGUAGAAAAAACGCAUGUAAACAAGAAAAAUGUCGCUGAGAGCAACCCAAGCUAAAGAAAUGAACGGCCAGACAGACGUCGAGGUCGACUACAAGCGAAAAUAUAAAACUCUUAAACGAAAAUUAAAAUUUCUGGUUUAUGAGCAGGAAUGUUUUCAGGAGGAGUUGAGAAGGGCACAAAGAAAACUUCUAAAAGUUUCUAGAGACAAAAGUUUUCUUUUGGACAGGUUGCUGCAGUAUGAGAGGGUGGAUGAGGACUCCUCAGAUUCAGAUGCAACAGUUUCUUCAGAGAACAGUGAAGGCGAAGGACUAAGGGAAAGGGAAAGAGAACGAGAAAUUGCUAAAAAGAGGAAAAGCAGCCCUGGAGCAUGCCUUUCUUCCUCCUCCUCAUCGCCUCAUCUCUCUCUGCUGUCUCGUCCUGGGGUUAACCCCCUGCAGUCAUCCAGUGCCGGAUCUUACCUCAACACCAUGCCCUUCCCACCAGAGUAUUUGGCACCGCCAGUCGAGCGAAUGAAGAAAGAGAGAAAAACAAAGACGGCAAAAAACAAGAGAGAGGCCACAGGGAAGGUUGUUGCUCCGAUGGCGGCUAACUACACGUCGCCUUCUGGAGCCGCUCAGGCAGCUAGAGGGCCCUUCAGCUGGGUUCCCAAACAAAUGCUGAGCGGAGACGCGGCUGAUGAGGAAGGUGAGAGCGACGGGGACAGCGACAGGGGCGACGAGGACAGAGGGGAGGGAGAUGAGGCUGAGCUCGUCAUUGACAUUCCCAAUGAGUGAACGAGCAGGAAGAAGGAGGAAAAGGAUGACAAAAAAGACUUGAUUUUUUUUCUCCUGAAAGCCAAGCUCCCCCUGGUGGCUAUAGGAUCAAUUACAGUGUGAUUGAUAAUGAUAAUUUGCAGAUUAUUAAUAAAGCCAUGAUCUGGUAAUAUUUCUUUUUGUGAAGGUGCACUUAUUGUGCAUUCCCUGGAUUGAACAGAUGUUUGAGUUUUUUUUGUUGUAGUAGUUUUUUUGUUUUGU